AUGGAUCCCAACUGGAGACCGAACCACGACGAAGUCGUCUCAGCAGCUUUACAUAAUAUAGCCGAAUGCGCAAAGAGACCCUACUACCACAACAUCCGGGGUUUCCGCUUCUCGCCGAAAGACUUGCCGGACGACGUCUACGUCUGGGUCAAGUACGGAAACACUCCAGAGGGCCUGAGAUGCGAGGCCAACACUCAAUACUACGUGCACGACGAGCUGCUCAAGAUGGGUGACGAAGCAAGGCAGAGGUUCUACGUCCCCAAGGUGUUCGACUAUUUCGAGACGGAACUCGACGUGACGCUGUACUUGAUUAAGGAGAGCUGCCGGCUAUCGUACGGUAUCAUUGUUAUGGAGUACGUCACUGGGACAGCCAUCAGCCAGAUUCUGCAAGAUCUGGAAUUUGAAUACGCGGAGCCAAAUGGCCAAACAAAUGGCGGGCAAACGCAGUCAGAGGACGCAGAUCCCACAGACACUCUUGAGUCAAUGCCUACACCAGCUCAGAAGUCUCUUCAAGACAACAUCACGGUCUUCAAAGAUUUAGUCGCAGACUCGAUUUCCUUUUUUCUUUCUUUUCCCCCUCCGGCCGACGUAACACCUGGACCGGUCGGCGGCGGCCUGAUCAUGCACUGGGCAUUCGGGAAAGACGACUCGUACGCGCCAAGGGAGUUCGCCAACUUGAAGGACCUCGAAGAUUUCAUCAAUGAGAAGAUCACAAAGAAGUGGCCAGACAUCGCGCCAGCCAAACUCACACAGGAAGGUCUCAAACUCUGCUAUUGCGACCUCAACCUCGACAACUUCCUCUUGGAGAAUCCGGAUGAUCCGUCCAGCCGGGUCAUCAUCAUCGAUUUCGAGCACGCCGGGUUUCUGCCUCACAGCUUCCUGACUUGGGAGAUUUGGGAUAAGAGGGAGUUUGACAUUGAAGAACGGGUCAGGACUCAGAGUAAUCUGGAGCUCAGCAGGGAUAAUGUCUAUGCCAUCCACGCGCUUCUUCGGAAGCUGACUUGGGAGUCGCAGAUCUGA
Messenger RNA from Colletotrichum karsti, 1020 nucleotides. RefSeq lists its product as uncharacterized. The record is from RefSeq and is a predicted model, not a curated record. Lineage: Eukaryota; Fungi; Ascomycota; Sordariomycetes; Glomerellales; Glomerellaceae. Bases 1 to 1020 code for a protein of 339 amino acids. The transcript is spliced from 2 exons.